CGCCAGUACCGUGGAAAAUAGACCACCCCACGGAGACAGUAAGAUAUAAAUGGUCUAGUAAAUAUGUUCAUUAUUUCUUGAAUGUUUAAAUCUUUUUAUUAGCAGGAAUAACUGCCGGCUCCUCCGUUCUUGUCUAGUAUCAUCUUCAGCACCGCCAAACCAAUACCUACCUACCGAGGUCUGCCUAGGAGCUAGGUAAAGGAGAGAAGUCAAGAUGGUAGCAUUACCAUUGUUCAAGCUAGCCUCACUAUUCCUCAGACAUGUCUCAAAAUAUGGCGCCAAUCGAAUCAAAGUUCAAGCUCAUGAUCAUCCACGCUUCCGAGUAUUCGCUGCCAAGUAUGGCCAAUCGAUACAUCAAUUGAACAUGCGCUUAUCAGUUGCGCUACUCCGAGACGUUGAGGCGGAAAUAAGAGCCAAGGAAAAGGCAGAAGCACCUACAGUGAAAACAAAAGGUCAAAUAGAGAAAGAGGAGGAAAUACGUGCCAAGCAUGGCACAACCAAUCAGGAAACCCGUGCCAGGAAGACGUUGCCUAUAAUAAGUGUUUGGAGAAGAAAGUUCAGACCUCUCCCAGAAGCUAAGGCGGUCGACUUGUUUGCAGAUGUGGUUGGCGACGGCUUCAUUCUCCUCGUGGGCACCGUGUUGAUAUUGUAUGAGUAUCACAGAUCAUCUCAAAAACCGGAUACCAAUCUUGAGAAAAUAAAGGAGCUCAACACACUAUUUGAAGAGCUUGAUAGGAGAGAAAAGGCACUCGAGGAAGCCGAGAAGCGACAACAAAGUAGAGUGCUGAUACUCGAAGAAGCUUUAAGGGGGCUCAAAGACCCCAAAACUCAGAGGCCACUAUUGCCACCAACGCCAACAGCAUCACCUUCUGCCUAAAGUCAAUGGGUCAUCGUCAUAGAACAUGGGCUGGCGGGAUUCACAGAUGAUGAUGACGACCUAGACGUUCUUAUCGUAUGACCUCACGAAUGUAUAAAACAACUGUAUAUAUCGAGCCGGCGUUGAUAGACAUGGCUAAGGGGAGGGUUGUGCUUAUCAGCGAAAAUAUUCGCGGAGCACAUGUGUUGAAUAGUGAGAACCGCUCCUCCAAUUUGCGCCGAAUAUAGAAAGGCCUCACGUCUCUACUCAAUUGCUCCAGUCCGACUUGACACUCUGUUAACGGAACCUUAAAAAAAGGGAUAUCUCUCGAUGAGAAACUUGUUCAACACGGGAUCAUGUAAUUGUCAUUUAGACAUACAUACGUAUCCAAAUACCUAGUCAUAAGGGCAUCAGACGAUAUAACCCAAGGGAAAGAGCUAACUGAUACCUAGUAUAUUCAUAUUCAUAUCG
Messenger RNA from Annulohypoxylon maeteangense, 1327 nucleotides. RefSeq names its product optic atrophy 3-like protein. Bases 215 to 877 code for a protein of 220 amino acids. Gene Ontology annotation, cellular component: mitochondrion. The record is from RefSeq and is a predicted model, not a curated record. Gene Ontology annotation, biological process: regulation of lipid metabolic process. The transcript is spliced from 2 exons. NCBI's taxonomy places the organism in Eukaryota, Fungi, Ascomycota, Sordariomycetes, Xylariales, Hypoxylaceae.